AUGUCUGGUGCUUCCUCUUCCCAGAUUGCAUCUGCCGUCGUUGCUGUGGUCGUAUUUCUUGUGGUGCUUGCUUACAUCGCCGGAUUUUACUUCCUCUCCCAGUAUGCCAAGCAGCAUCCGAAUACACGCCCCAAAGCCGUGGUGAUUGAGAAGUACGCACCCUCGCUGUGCAGCAUCGUUGAGACUGCCAUUUCCAUUUGGAUCUUGAUUGUGUACCGGAACAGCAGUGAUUAUCCCAAUGCAGGUGCCCGAAGUGGCAUUUGCUUGACAUUCUUUUCAGAUUCUCUAGUUGUUGGACCUUCCUAUUUUCAACCCUCUUCGCUGUGGUCAUUGUCUACCCUAUUCUCCCGGGCUACCCCGUAG
Molecule: messenger RNA, 363 nt
Organism: Fibroporia radiculosa
Lineage: Eukaryota; Fungi; Basidiomycota; Agaricomycetes; Polyporales; Fibroporiaceae
Exons: 4
Coding region: 1-363 (120 amino acids)
Source: RefSeq, a predicted model, not a curated record